GGGAGGAGACUAAGUGGGUUUGGUACCUUUUUUCCUGUGUACACUCACAUGAGCAUUCUGAAUUUGGAGAGCAAAGUGUGUAACGGAGUGAAGAGCACAGAAGGAGAAGACACACACACAAAGACACACACACUUGCAAGCUCAACUACAACUACAAGGCAUCAUGUUGUUCCUCCUUGCUGGCAUUUUUCUCCUGCAUGUUGCUACAGUCAUCCUCCUGCUCGCUGCCACCAUUGAAAAUGCCUGGUGGACUACUGGCCUGAUGUCCACUGAUAUUUGGGCUCGUUGGCUUUGGAACGGUGCUCAGUGGAACUAUACGGCGCUUCCAAACACCUAUCCUGAAGAUUAUCUCCAGGCAGUGCAGGCAUGCUCCAUAUUAGCGUGUGUGUUUUCGGGUAUUGGUUUGUUCGUGUUCCUCGCUCAGCUCUUCACACUGGCUAAAGGAAAACGCUUCAUCUUAUCUGGAGUGUUCCAGUUGCUGUCCUGUCUGUGUAUUAUGAUCGCUGCCUCCAUCUACACUGAUAUUUUCCACAAGAAUGAGAGUGGAUGGUACGGUCCGAGUUUCGUCAUUGCCUGGAUCGCCUUCGCUUUCAGCUUCAUCUCCUGCAUCAUCUACUUCAUCCUGCGCAAGAAAACAACCUGAGGAGCUCACACACUCCUACACACACACUCCUACACACACACACACACACACACACACACACGCUCUCUCUCUCUCACACACACACACAGAGCUUGAUCAGCUACACAUCACUGUAUUGUAGAAGGAGAGGAUUGUUUAUGCUUUUAUGCAUAAGAAUCAUUUGCAUGCAUUAAUUAUGCACAUAAUUAAUCCAUAAACUAGAAAAUGGUGACGUAAAAGGAAAAAAAGAAAAUCAGAAAAGAGUGACAAGGGUUUGUGUGUGUGUGCGUGUGUUUGUGUGUGUGUGUGUGUUUGUGGCAAAAGCUGAAUAAAUAAUGGAUUAGUUCUUUAAAGUAAAUUAAAACUUACGCUGUUACAUUUGUGGGGAAAAUUCUUAGAUUUUUAAAAUUUAUUCUAUACCGUAAUGUACCACUUUUAUAAUGUUAGAAGUAUUUUUACAUUCUGGGUGAAUAUGAAUAUGAAUAUGAAUAUGUUUUAAUGAAUUACAAACAACUGGAAUGAAAUGUAACUGUGUAUUAGUUGCUAUUUUAAUACAAAAAAUCCAAUUUUUCUUACCAUUUAUUUGCAUAAAUCUCUCUUCAUGUGUAAAUAUGGUGUUGUUUAGUUUUAGUUUCUUGUGUGCUUCCAUUUCGUUUACACACACACACACACACACACCCUCAGUACACGGCUCGGCGUAACGCUGGAUUCUGAUUGGUCCUUGGAGUUAGGAGAAAACACUCACUCAUUGUCCUAAUCGUUACACGCUGUUACAGAUUUUCUCUAAUUUCUAUGCACUUAUUUCACAUUCUGUAUUUUUCAUAAUGCAAGCUUGUAAUAAAAUUAUAACUGUAAUUUUAUUUUAACUGUAAAAGUCCCCGGAGUCAAAGUGUGUAAACGAUAGUGAAAAAAGCACACUAAGAAUGAUUAAUCUUUAGUUUUAUUUUUGUUACAUGAUCUUUUUUAUGCAGUGUGUAUUAAAGUUUGAUCUCAAA
This is a messenger RNA of Pangasianodon hypophthalmus (striped catfish), 1617 nucleotides long. Its product is annotated as epithelial membrane protein 2. The transcript is spliced from 5 exons. Bases 164 to 643 code for a protein of 159 amino acids. The record is from RefSeq and is a predicted model, not a curated record. NCBI's taxonomy places the organism in Eukaryota, Metazoa, Chordata, Actinopteri, Siluriformes, Pangasiidae. Gene Ontology annotation, cellular component: plasma membrane.